Molecule: messenger RNA, 990 nt
Organism: Ochotona curzoniae (black-lipped pika)
Lineage: Eukaryota; Metazoa; Chordata; Mammalia; Lagomorpha; Ochotonidae
Product: ret finger protein-like 4A-like protein 1
Exons: 2
Coding region: 1-990 (329 amino acids)
Molecular function (GO): protein binding
Source: RefSeq, a predicted model, not a curated record
AUGGCUUACGAGCAAGUACGAGCAGCAGGGACCUGCGGUGCCUGUUCAAACUUGGUGGAGGACCCGGUGUACCUCAAGUGCGGCUAUCUGUGCUGCAGGCACUGCCUGGACACCCUGGAGAGGGAGCCUGGCGGGGACGGGUUCCUGUGUCCAGCCUGCCCUGUGGUCACCAAGCCGGAUGAGGUCCAGGUGGCUCGCAAGCUGAGAGCGCUGGUAGAAGCUUUCAAGCCGCUACAGCGCCGCCUGCAGACAGUUCUGCGAAUGGACCCCAGCCUGCGGGAUUUCCAAGUGAACAUGACCUUCGAUGUGGACACGGCCAACAAGUACCUGUUCAUUUCUGAGGACCUGAGGAGCGUGAGCUGUGUGUCUUCCCCUCAGACACGCAGGGAGUGUGCCGAGAGGUUCGACACCUUCAUGUGCGUGCUGGGCUCCCCACGCUUCACCUCCGGCCGCCAUUACUGGGAGGUGGACGUGGAGAGCUGCCAGGAGUGGGACGUGGGCAUCUGCUUGGACUCCGUGAAUCGGAAAGGGCCCGUGAGGCUGAGCUCAGAGUGCGGCUUCUGGACUGUGAGCCGGAGAGACCGUGAAGGAUUCACCUCCAGCACCGAACCCCCGACCUCGCUCAAAGUGCAUCAGCGCCCCCCGACCUCGGUCAACGUGCAGCCGUGCCCCCCGACCUCGCUCAACGUGCAGCCGUGCAUACAGCGGGUGAGCAUCUUCCUGCACAUGAAAGCUGGGUGUGUCUCCUUCCGCAACACCACAGACGGAGAACACAUCUUCACGUUCACCGAGCUCCCCACCCGCCGCACGCUGCGGCCCUUUUUUGCUCCUAGGAGAGCACCGGACGGCCAGCAGGGCCUCCUGAGCCUGCCUCCUGUGGCAGCUGGGGGCACUCGGCCCGCCCCAACCCCAGCCCCUCCAGCUCAGGACGAGUCAGCUUCUGUCCACAAGAGCCGCCGCCGCCACCGCCGCCGGAAAUGGAAAAAGUGA